AUGUUCGAAAUUGGAUCCAUGAUUAUUGAUGCAACAAAAAAGGGAAACUGUUCUCGCUUUAUGAAUCACUCUUGUGAACCGAAUGCAGUUUGCGAAAAAUGGUACGUCCCACGUACACCAUGUGCUAUCGACAGAAUAGGAUUUUUUGCGAAACGCGACAUCGAACUAGGCGAGGAGAUCACUUUUGACUACCAGUUCGAGAAUUAUGGUCGUGAAGCACAGCGCUGUUUUUGUGGCACAGCUUCCUGUACUGGUUGGAUCGGUAAACCCCCUGAGACGUUUGAUGAUGACACGCUAGAAGAGGAAAUCGAGUCCCCUAGUGAUGAAACUGAAGAGAGUGGCGAUGACGAUGUCAAGCUCAAUGAACAAGUUGUUAUUCGACGUAAGAAAACUCAUCGCUAUAGCAGCUACGAUAAUGUCACAGUAGCUGAGAUUCAAAAGAGGCUGGGCAAGGCUCUCGAAACAGGAUGUCGAAACAAAACUCAUGUAUUAGGAUGGAUCAAACUAAUGGCAGAAAUGUCACUUAUAAAAACCGAAAAAGGAGUAGUGCAAUCAAUGUGUCGCAUAGUCGAAGCCAUAAGCUCAGUCGAUACUUCGCUACAACAUAUAUUUGUUGCUAAUGGACUGCCUAGUAUUUUUAAAUCCUGGUUACGGAUGUCAAACUUUCAAUUUUUGACCCGUGAGGAUCUGGAAUUGAAGCACUGCAUCAUUCGCUCUUUGCUUGCAAUGCAGUCUUGCGCUGAGGCAAUCAACGCUCGUGCUCCAGACCUGUUGGCAAUGGUCACCGACCUCGUUAUAAUGGCCACUCCCGAUGUUCUAUCUGUCAGGGAUGUGAUGGAUGACAUGUUAUGUCAGCUUAGUAGUGAUGACCAAUCUGAUGAGAUCAAGCGCUUUAACGAAUCACUCGAGCUGAGAUUUGAACGUGUUAGAAAUGCGGCCAUACGACUUCAAGCAGUGCUUCAACAGCAUGUGAACUACAGAAUACCAAAAAAGAAAGCAAAUAUACUAUCAACAACGUCGAGCGGUGGUCAGUUGUUGGGGGACAAUGACGGAAGGUCAGAUUCCAGAGAUAGUCAAGUCCGGAUCUUCCCCUUCAAGUGUCGGGACCGUCGAUUCGGGAGUGCUGGUUCUAUGUUCCAUCGACUCAGUGUGGGAGGAGGGAAUGGCAGACCUCGCCUUCGAGUGUCUCGGUGGAGUGCUGACUAUCGACCAAUGAAAAGAAUUCGUAGUGCGUCCAGAGAGGGCAAUGAAGAAUGUGUGAUUCGGUGCAGAAUUGGACCGACAAUGACACAAACGACGAUUGAGGCAGGACGUCCACCUUCCAUGAAACGAAACUGUCCAUCCAUCAAUGACCCUCCUAUAAUCGUCACCACAGUAAUGCCCAAUUGGCGCCCGCCUGUGGCUACAAAUAUACCUCCACCACCGCCUCCGAAUAUACUCUCACCGGCUCCAAUAGUGGUUCCACCGCCAGUUCCUCCACCACCACCACCUCCGGCUAUUCCUCAAGUUUAUCCUCAAACCGUUCCUUACUACGACUACGGGUCAUAUGCAAGUCUUUCUGUGCCUGCCUUGUCAAGCUACCAAACUUCAUACGACUAUUCCCAGCUUCAGCCUGAUGAGUUUGACUCCGAAGAGUACCGGAAGUACUAUCAGAGUUGUGACAUACCGAUGCUGCAAUCUCGUCUGCAAAGCCUUGUGAAGGAAAUGUCGAUCUUGCAGUCGGUGUUGGACCAAAAGACGUCGGAGAAUACCAUCCAGAAGGAAGUGCAGUCUCCGGUUGUUCCGCCCACACCACUUCCGCCCACUCCCAAAACUCCCCCGCCACCGCCUCACAAGGAGUACAUGUGGAGGAAAGCAGUGGACGAGGAUGGAGCCAAGUAUUACUAUCAUAAGGAAACACGUGAAUCAGUGUGGGAACUUCCUGAUGGAGAAGAGAGUGAUCCAGGUGAACGUACUCCUACUCGCAUGCCCGACACAUCGGGAUGUGGAAAUGAUCCCGAGUCUGACAAUAUAGAGACGAGCAAGCAACAUGACGGUCUUCUGUCGCGUUGGUCAGCAAUAUGCUCACCCCAUGUGUCUACUUCUAACAGUGCACAAUCGUCGACACCCGUGUUACCGGCCCAAGCCAUCAGUAAUGGGGUUACAAAGACCACAGAGAAGAAACGCGAUCGCGAUCGUCGUGUUUGGGAGAAAUUCGGGAAUGACGCUGACCGAAAACGUGCUAAGAAACUAAUGUGUGAAAUUGAGAAAGUGGUCGGGCCGAUUAUAGUGCGUCAUAUUGGGCAUAGAGAAGAUGCUACUAAAAAGAGGAAGGAAUGGAUCAUCAAACAGGUUAGCAAAGAGAUGCUGAAGAGGGAGUCCGAACGGGUCGAUUUCAAUUUUACACUCACAGAGAAAGGCGCGAAGCGGGUAACUGACUAUGCCGAUGCAUUUAUACAACGCAAAUGUGCCAAAGAACCAAAGGAUCUUUGGAAAGGUUACGAUGGUUCACCAUAG
Molecule: messenger RNA, 2496 nt
Organism: Cooperia oncophora
Lineage: Eukaryota; Metazoa; Nematoda; Chromadorea; Rhabditida; Trichostrongylidae
Source: the annotation of a GenBank genome assembly